Molecule: messenger RNA, 3535 nt
Organism: Rhipicephalus sanguineus (brown dog tick)
Lineage: Eukaryota; Metazoa; Arthropoda; Arachnida; Ixodida; Ixodidae
Product: ankyrin repeat and BTB/POZ domain-containing protein 2
Exons: 16
Coding region: 1-3498 (1165 amino acids)
Molecular function (GO): protein heterodimerization activity
Source: RefSeq, a predicted model, not a curated record
AUGAGCGACGGUGGUCAGUCGUCGUACGCGAGUUCGACGUCGCCACCGACGUACCUGGACUUCGCCCGUGGGGCGCCGUCUGCCACGCCACUUACCAAAUCUCUGCACAAUGUGCCGGGACACCUCAAAGCUGUGCCCGAAGACGAACGAGUCCCUCCGACGUCGAUAUCCGCGUCGCGUCUCUGCCGCCGAUCCCAGCCAUCGUCCUCGUCUUCGUCGCACGGCCGUCGUGGAUACCGAAGUAGCAGCGGCGGCAGCUACGAACUCCACGAGAGCUCAGCCAACCUGGACGAUAUCCGGCAGGCCGUGGAACAGCUAGCCGCCAGAACACAGCAGGGGACGAGCAACAGUGGCUGCGGUGGCUACUCGACGUCGACGUACUCGUCGGACGCCGAGCCUGGCGGUGUUGGCGGGGGCGUGCGGAGGCUAAUGCGGCACUCGAGUCUCGAGACCAUCGCCACCAACAUCACGAGCGCCGAGGAGUUCGUCUGGGUGGACAACCUGCAGUCCCGGCUCGUGGAAAUGCAGCGGCCACCCUGGACUAACCAUGACGUGUUGCGCGUUCUCCAGAGCGGCCGCCUUCGCGAGCAGCGUCGCAAGAUAUCCAUGGAGGUCGUGCCGCGGCUCUCGUUCCUCUUGCAAAGGCCCCUGGUGCGCGUGGCCAGGGAGGCUCAGAGGCUUUCGCGUCCGCUGGGCGUGUGCGGCAAGCGGCAGGUGAGCGGCGCCCUCUGCAUCGUGUUGUCACCAGCCCUGGCCGAGAGCUGCGUGAGCGCCUGCCACCGGGCCGCCGCAAUGUACACGUCAUCGUCGUGCGACCAACUACGGCUGGGCAAGAGCGCCCGCGCAGGUCUACAGCUGCCCGUGGGCCGGUUUCAGCGCUGGGCGUGCGACGCCCGCUUGGCACCUUGCGUGCACGAGUACGGCGCCCUGUACCUGACGGCAGCCGCUGAGAAUUUGCUGGAGGAACUGGUGCUUCGCUGCUUGGAGCCCGGAGCCACACUCACGGCCGCCGCCCUCGAGGCGGCCAUCGCGAGCAGCGGCGAACUCUGGGGACUCUUCCAGCCUUUCGCACACCUCAACGCGGGAAGGACGGCGACAGGCGCUCUGUCGAUGCCCCGCUGGCCUCAGCAGCUUCAACAGUGCUCAAGUGGUCGCGGAGCUCAGGUCGUCGACCCACAGCAGCCCCAGUCGCCGGGCCAGCAGCCUUCGUCCAAGGAUGAACACCACCGGAGCCCAUCAGCAGCGAGCGACGCCCACGAACAGAGUUUCCUAACCACUUGCGUCGGGAGCAUCGCAGAGCUGAGUGAACUCUUGGCAGCGGUGACGCAGCUAUACCGGAGCCGCACUGGUUCGCAGCGCCCUCCGCUCAGCUGGGGCCCAGGAGCCGUGCACGCGCUCUACCACUACAUGCGUUGCUCGCAGCUGGAGCACGCCGAACACGGAUCGUCCAGGCGUUCGGCGGGACCGGAGCUCAUUUAUGAGAGGCCGUACCAGGUGCUCCCUCCGCUUGUGGAGUGGGUACGGGUGGCGCACGCGCAUGCCGAGUACCGGCGCUCGCCCCUCGUGGACCAAGAUGACGUCAUGCAAGCUGCGCGUCUGCUACUGCCCGGAGUCGACUGCCCCGUGCGGGCCAUAGGUGAACUUCACGAAGAACGUCUCCUGCUGCUUCGGCGAACGAGUUCCUCGUCGGCGGACGACGUGCAGCAGCAGCCUCAGGAGUGGGCUCGCCAACUGCAGACCGAGUUGGCGUUCAGGCUCGUCUCUCUGUGUGGUCAGCAGGGCACGGGCGCUUCCGUGGUGUCUCAGGCGAUGGCGCUGCUGCCAGCGUCAACGCGACUGGACACGCGCGACCAGCGCGGCCUGACACCGCUCAUGCUCGCCUGCGCCAGGGGAGACGAGGUUGCUGCCCGGGUGCUCGUCCAAGCAGGAGCCGACAUACACGCCGAGGCACCAUUGUGCACGCCUCAAUGUCCACUAGCCGUGCCGGAAGUCCAGGGCUGGACUGCACUUACAUUCGCCACCACACAAGGAAUGGCGUCCACUGUCCGAAUGCUUCUGGAGAAAGGUGCCAACGUGGAAGGGAGCUCAGCGCCCAAUGAGGAGAAGGUGACGGAAACUCCGCUUCAGUUGGCUGUCGCAUUCAGUCACCUGGAGCUGAUAAGCGUACUGCUUUCGUACGGAGCGAAACCCUUCUGCGCCACGCCGUUCCUGGACGCGCAAAGCUACGGGGGUGCGCAUCCGCGCGGCUGCUAUGGAGCGGCGGCAGUGGCGGCAGCACACGGACGCCGAAGCGCGCUGCGGAGGCUGCUCGCCCACCGCGCGUUGCCGGAGGCCGAUGAUCAAGGAGACGUGCUCUCACUGCACGAGAUUCUGGCCGAAGGAGCUGGGACCACAGACCGGAGAACGACUAGAAGUAGCAAGAUAUCGAGUCCGGACGAAGGGCUAGAAGGAGGUGGCCACCAAGUCCAGCAGCGAAAAGCGGGACAGCCUUUGAGUAAAGCGCACGUGAAAGCUCUGCAGGAAGCCAUGUACCAGAGUGCGGAGAACGGAUACCUCGAGGUCACCUUGGAUCUCCGGAGUAUAGGUGUUCCUUGGACGCUACACUGCUGGAUGCAGACGUUGACAAUGGCUCACGAACAGCAACUUGAGAGUACUAUUGAUGAGCUGCUGCAAGAUUUUCUGCACGUUUGGCCAGAAGAUUGCAGCACACAGUUUGUGGAAGACUGCCUGCCCCUGCUGUUCUCCAUCUUUAGGCAUAGCAAGAAUGAAGGCACCACCCUGCUUCUAGCAGACAUCUUCUCUGUUUGCUACGGAGAAGAGAGCAUCAAGGAAAUUCGGGACGUUUCACUCUCUGGUGGCGCAAGGAUAGACCCCAAGUAUGUAAACAAUCCUGAGAUGUCAGACGUGCAGUUCCGCGUAGAAGGCCGUGCCUUCUACGCUCACAAGAUCAUCCUGGUAAACGCGUCGCCUCGCUUCAAGGCUAUGCUCUCCUCAAAGUCGGCGGAGGGCAGCACGCCUGUCGUCCAGAUCAACGACAUAAGAUACGACAUCUUCCAGCUCGUCAUGCAGUAUUUGUACAAGGGCGGCUGCGAAGACUUCGACAUUGACCAAAACGACGUGCUUGAGCUUCUCACGGCGGCCACAUUCUUCCAAUUGGACGGCCUCGUUCGCUUCUGCGAGGCGCGCUGUUCCAAGUGCGUCGACCUGGACAAUGUGGUCGCCACGUACGUACACGCCAAGGUGUACAACGCAGUCCAGCUCCUGGAGUACUGCCAGGGUUUCCUGCUCCAGAACCUGGUCGCGCUGCUAAGCUACGACGACGGCGUGCGCAAGCUGCUGUUCGGCAAGCGGUUACACAACCACGACGUCCUCAGCGGCUUGCUGCUCACGCUUCAGGCCAGGGUCAAGCAGCGGGUGGCCAUGUCCAAGUCUCUCGCCGGAAAGCGGGCUUCCACCGGCCACGAUGCGAAGAUGAGACUAGUCGGUCCCAACAAGUAACUGAAGGCCGGCACAAACGUCCACUCAGCGGAGAUAA